This is a messenger RNA of Cylicostephanus goldi, 414 nucleotides long. NCBI's taxonomy places the organism in Eukaryota, Metazoa, Nematoda, Chromadorea, Rhabditida, Strongylidae. The record is from the annotation of a GenBank genome assembly.
CUGUUCUCACCCGAUGUGCGUCACUCUCCUGUGGUCCAAAGUGGUGUACCCACACAUGCAGAAAAAACAGCUGUUGUGUUCCCAUCCAGCGAUCUCAAGUCCGUUGGAGACACCGUCGAACUACCUCGUCCCGUCAUAUCUAAGCCAUAUAGUGCUCUCGACCAGAAUCCUUUUGUUAGACUGGCUUCCACAUUCCUUGGAGGUGGCUCAAGGCAAGGAGAUUCACUUGGCAGUGGUAAUAGCAUCUCUUCUUCCGGCUCAAAUCCAGAGCCGCUGGAUUUUGGCAACAUUCGCGAUUUCCUCCCUGGCGCUAACAAUAACUUUGGAUUAAAAAAAGGUCCAGGUAUGUUUGAGUUGUUAUUCAAAGUGCUAGGAAAUAGUAGAGUUUAUUUUUGGAGAGCAGAAGAUUGGUGA